AUGCAAGAGUUCGGAGAAUUAACGAAAAAUAAUGCUGACUCAGGUAUAAUUAAGAGUAUUCAAAGUGCCAAUAGUACUCAAAUUAUUGACAAGAUUGUUAGUAAUGAAAAAAAAUUGAAAAGAAAGAGAGAAGUUAUAGAAUCCAAUGUAAAAUCAAAAAAAUUACCACCUUUACCAUCCGAAUUUUUGGAACUUUAUCAAGAUGAUGAACGAAAAAAGUUUAAAAAAUAUUCAACAACAAUUCCUUCACCCAUAACAUCAUCAAUUCCUCAAAGUCACAAGAAUAUAGAAGGAAAUUGGGCUACCCAUGUGUAUAUGGAAGUUGUAAUACCUGACGAAUUUACAGAAUUACUUCGUAAAAUAGAAAAAAGUGUACAAAAUGUUAUUUUGGAUGAUGAUAUUUAUUCAUGCAUUGAUGAAAUUAAUGAAGAUUUACCAUUUAAAAAUUCAAAAUUACAUAUUAGUUUAUCUAGACCUAUAUUUUUAAAAUAUUUUCAAAUUGACAAAUUUUGGGAUAAGUUAAGGAAAGGAUUUGAAGAUCAAAAAAAGUUUACAUUAUCAUUCUCAGGAAUUGAAUAUUUAGUAAAUGAUGCAAAAACAAAAUCAUUUCUCACUUUGGAAGUUGGUAAAGGAAUUUAUGAGUUAAAAAAAUUAUUAGAACAUGUUAAUAAAGUAGCAAAAGAAUUUCGACAACAGGAGUUUUAUGAGUAG
This is a messenger RNA of Diversispora eburnea, 711 nucleotides long. The record is from the annotation of a GenBank genome assembly. NCBI's taxonomy places the organism in Eukaryota, Fungi, Glomeromycota, Glomeromycetes, Diversisporales, Diversisporaceae.